Neofelis nebulosa (Clouded leopard) is the source of this 1096-nucleotide messenger RNA. It is a transcript of the gene ARL16, whose product is annotated as ADP ribosylation factor like GTPase 16. The transcript has 4 exons. NCBI's taxonomy places the organism in Eukaryota, Metazoa, Chordata, Mammalia, Carnivora, Felidae. Gene Ontology annotation, molecular function: GTP binding; GTPase activity. The record is from RefSeq and is a predicted model, not a curated record. Bases 339 to 695 code for a protein of 118 amino acids.
GCCGGGACGGGGGGAUUUUCCCCGGGCGGGGUCCGGCUGCCGCCCGCCUUCCCUGCCUGGCUCUGGGGAUCCUUGACCGCGCGCACAGCUGAGCUCCGGGGAUGGGAAGGGCGACCUGGGCGAUGCUCCCCCGACGCGCCCCACGGUAGGCACCCUCCCUCUCGCGGGGCUACGAGAAGGGGGUACCCUUCGCGGUUUGCAAAGUGCUUUGGGCUGUUUUAAGCGGAUGCUGGAGUCCGGCCGGUCCCUGUGUUAAACCCAAUCCUCAGGAGGUGGGCACCAACCUUACUGACAUCGUCGUCCAGAGAAAGAUUACCAUCCGGGAGCUGGGGGGGUGUAUGGGCCCCAUCUGGUCCAGCUACUUUGGAAAUUGCCACUCUCUCCUGUUCAUGAUGGACGCCGCUAACCCCACUCAGCUGUCCGCGUCCUGCGUGCAACUCCUGGGCCUCCUUUCUGCAGAGCAACUCGCAGAAGCAUCCGUCUUGAUUCUCUUCAAUAAGAUCGAUCUGCCCUGUUACAUGACUGUAGACGAGAUGAAGUCAUUGAUCAGGCUCCCAGACAUCAUUGCCUGUGCCAAGCAGAACAUCACCACGGCCGAAAUCAGCGCCCAGAAGGGCACUGGCUUAUCGGAGGUGCUGCGCUGGCUCCGGGACACCCACAGAGCUGACAGGCGACUGCCGGGAGGAGAACCGUGACCGGCCGGCUCUGGGGAGGAGGCAGGGAAUGGCAGUGCUUGCCCUCUGGCGAUCUGUUCUCGUCAGGGACAGGACGACCCGACGUGAGCCUAGGAGAUGGGCCCCUGUCCUGAGUGGCGGCGAUGGGUAACUGGCCUCUGAACGAAAAGAUUGUCCCCAGGACUGGGAGAGGACAGGCUCGCAGGUGGCUGCGUGUCCUGCCGCCAUCCUGGGAUGUGCUUCCCGCCCAUCGGGAAAGCAGCCUUACUUUCCUGACGGUGUUUGCACCGCCUGGGACCAGACUUGUUCUGGGGACUGUGGCACAAAGCCGUACCUGGGGAGUUCCCCACAUGCCGACGAUGUGGCCUCCGUCGUGUGAGGCCGUCAUCUUAGGAGGAACCGAGCCCGGAGUCAGAACAAGA